Sciurus carolinensis (gray squirrel) is the source of this 3770-nucleotide messenger RNA. RefSeq names its product TSPY like 5 (gene Tspyl5). Gene Ontology annotation, cellular component: chromatin; nucleus. The record is from RefSeq and is a predicted model, not a curated record. Lineage: Eukaryota; Metazoa; Chordata; Mammalia; Rodentia; Sciuridae. Gene Ontology annotation, biological process: nucleosome assembly. Gene Ontology annotation, molecular function: chromatin binding; histone binding. The transcript has a single exon. Bases 58 to 1314 code for a protein of 418 amino acids.
CUGACGCCAGGGGCCGCAGGGUCAGAGCGUGGCUUUGAAGCCGGGUCCGCUUCCACCAUGAGCGGCCGAAGUAGAGGUCGAAAGUCCUCCCGUGCCAAAAGCCGGGGCAAAGGCCGCGCCAAAGCCCGAGUCCGCGCCGUUCCCGACGACGCCCCGCGCGACCCGGACCCUCCACAGUGCCAGAGGCUCGGGGAGGACACCAAGGCGGCACAGGUGCAGGCUGGCGCGGGUUGGGGUGGUCUGGAAACCGCUGCGCCCGCGUCGCCCGCGUCGCCCCCGCAGCCCGGGGAGGAGGCUGCCUGCCGGCUCCCGCUGGACUGUGGCCUCGCGCUCCGCGCCCGAGCUGGGGACCGCGGGCUGGCUGCCACCAGGCCCUGCCCGGGGAAGGCCGCAUCUCUCUCAGAGCGCCUGGCAACAGACACUGUCUUCGUGGGAACUGUGGGAACCGUGGGAAGGCCGAAAAAUGCCCCCCGCACUGGGAAUCGGCGUGGCCCUGCUGGGAAGAAGGCCCCAGAAACCUGUAGCGCCAUGGGGAGGGGACCUCAGGCCAUAGCUGGUGGGAAGCCAAAGAAAGGGGCGGCUGGGGAAUGUACCCCCGUCUCAGUAGUGGAGGAAAAGAAGGUGGUGGAGAAGGAUGCAGGGUCAGGCCCCCCGGCGACAGAAGGCAGCAUGGAUACUCUGGAGAACGUCCAGCUGAAGCUGGAGACCAUGAAUGCCCAGGCGGACAGGGCCUACCUUAGGCUCUCUCGCAAGUUUGGGCAGCUGCGACUGCACCACCUGGAACGAAGGAACCUUCUCAUCCAGAAUAUCCCGGGCUUUUGGGGGCAAGCUUUUCAGAACCACCCCCAGCUAUCAUCCUUUUUGAACAACCAAGAUAAAGAGGUACUAAGCUACUUGAACAGCUUGGAGGUGGAAGAGCUUGGCCUGGCCAGAUUGGGCUACAAAAUCAAGUUCUACUUCGGCCGCAACCCCUAUUUUCAAAAUAAGGUGCUCAUCAAAGAAUAUGGGUGUGGUCCUUCAGGUCAGGUGGUAUCUCGGUCUACUCCAAUCCAGUGGCUCCCAGGUCACGACCUCCAGUCCCUUAGCCAGGGAAACCCAGAAAACAACCGUAGCUUCUUUGGUUGGUUUUCAAAUCACAGCUCUAUUGAGUCUGACAAGAUUGUUGAGAUAAUCAACGAGGAACUGUGGCCCAAUCCCCUGCAGUACUACCUUAUGAGUGAAGGGGCCCGUGGAGAGAAAGGAAAGGAGGGCAGGCCAGGUCCAGCAAAGCAGCCAGUGGAGACCCCUGAGCCUGGGGUAAACCAGUCCAACUGAUCCUGCACAAGUCUCCAUACUACCUCCUGCUGGACCUGUUCCUGGCUGACUACAUGUGUGUUUGGCUCUCUGCCCUCUCUUCAUGUUGGCCUCUCUGUACUAUAGCCCAUUUGGACUUUAGUUGCAAGAAUAUGGCAUUUUUGAUCUCGUUCUUUUGCCUCCCCAUGGCCUACUUGCUUUUUUACAAUGGUGCCACAUGCAAUGGGAUUUCACCCCUGCUGUUUGUUAUGUUAAGCACUUAUACAUCAGCUGUGUGCCGCCUUUCUCUACAUUGCCUAGGCCUUGUUCUUGGCUCUGAUCUUUCCCACUGUCUUUAACAUGGACACUCAUGAGUCAUCCUCCAGGAAGGCCAGAACAGACUCAGGCUCUGAUACUUCACAGCCAGUCAUUUGCUGGGCUUCAUGUUCAUGCUAGCCAUGCAUGUCGUCAGUGGCAAACUUUUCUGUUGCCACUGCAAAAUGAGGCCAGUGUACAAGGCAUUGGUCAUCAGCCAGAACGUAUUGCUCUGUGGGUCUUGGGGCACCAGUCAAGAUACUACCUACUUUUAUCUCCAGCUCUGGCUUGAGGUCUGUGCUGCCCACCUGCUGAACAUCCAGCAGAAUGGCAUUUGACUGCUAGGCAUGGACGAGGUCAAGGGCAAGAAGCAGUAUGCCAUGUGUUCUCUACCAUCAUGUCUCUUCUUGCCUCUGGACACAUCUCCUGGUGAACCUUCUUCAGGGUCUGGCCAAACUUGGUCACUGUCAGGUCAUUGGGUUUUGUCUGGGUUGCAUUGGCCCCAAUUGACUUCCUGGUCAACAAGAACCUCAAGAACUGCCUGUGGACCCAGGCACCAUGCCAGUGCAUGAGCCACAUAUCUGCACUCCCCAUACUUCCAGGAACCCUACUGGCUGCCAGACUGAUGGGCGGGUUGGUAUGUGUGGCCCAGUGCUCACUGUCAUCAUACUGUGGCUACAGGUGAGGGUGGGGCUACCUUUGUCAAAUAGGUACCUUUGUCAGCAUUCCUUAUCCUCUUUCCUAAAAUAUCAGAAUGCUGGGGAAGAGGAAUUUCUUAACUUUCUACUUGACUUCAUCUCACAUCUUCAUGCUUCAGCUUCCUCACCUCCAUCUUAACUUCCCUCCAACUCUGUUUCCCCUUUUCUUUCCUCCCUUUUCUACUACUCUCCUCUUUUUUUCUUUUCUCCUCCCUUUCAACCUUCCUUUUCUUAACCUUUCUCCUUUUUUUGUUUCAAUAGUACCAUAUCUCAGAAAACAAAACAAAAACAAGAACAGGUUUUUCUAUACACAGUUAGGGAGAUAGCUGGGAAGUUGGUGUGCACACUCACAUGCUAGACUGAAAUAGGGUAGAGGAAACCAGAACACCACUUGGUCUGUGGUCAAAUGCUGGUCCUGACCUCCUUGGCUCACUAUGCAGUUUUGAAGUUGAAACCCCUUUUAUGCCUAUUCAUCUGCUAGAAUUAGAAAUCCCAAGGCAGCAGUGUUGCCUACUCUUGCCCUUUUUAAAAAAAAUUUUUUUAUGUGCAUACCCCUUAAGAAUCAGGGGCCUUCUGCUGUCCUUUGUGGUAGUCAGUCACCUGGAUGCUCAGCACCCAGCUUUUUCACUUUCAGCAGACAUGUUCUCUUUGCCUUCAAAUCCCAUGGGAGUAGGCUUUAAACUCCAGCAUGGAGGAUCCCAGGUCAUGAGUUUGGGCAUGGGCAGAAUCUGUUCUAGAUCUUUAGGUUAUUUCAAGUGAAUGUGCAAGCUGAACUGAGCCCUUCCUGCCCAGGCUUGUCUGUCCUCUUUCCCCCUCAUCCCUGAGGGUGGGAAGUAAGACUAAGUCUAUACCUGCUGUCCCCCUAACUUCCCUUACCUUAUAGAGGACCUCAUCCUAAAUUCUGCAGUAGAGUCAUUGACUAAAGUUGUAGUGAGAGGAUGCUAGGCAGGAAAAUCAGCAAAAACGUAGAGUAGGCAUGAACUGGUGUAGAGUGGACCUGAAAAAGCAGGAAUGGUUUGAGAAACUGCAGGGAUUUCUAAUUCCUCCCAGUAAUGGAGGGAACAGGAGGAACCUUUCUCAGGGUUAGGAAAGAGGAAUUAAAAGGGUUGUUGGUAAACAGGUUGCCUAGGCAAGGGUGGGUCCAAAGUUGUGUCCAAUCUGUAUCUUCAUUAGUGUCUUUAUUUUUGAACCACAAAAACCAAAACCAAUAUUAAUUUGUGUACUUUUUCUUGGUUUAGAUGUGGCCUUGUAUAUGUGGAAGAUGAAUGCUAUAUGCUGCACAUUUCACCUCUUAAGUAAAAUGUUAACCACUUUUCCUGUUUUUGCCUCAUGGCAAAAGUGAAAAUAGAGUGGUUCAAAUCUGCUUUAAAAAAGAAUAUUUCCCCCCCCCCGGGCGUGGUGGUGCAUGCCUGUAAUCCCACUGGCUUGGAAGGCUGCAGCAGCAGGAGGAUUGCAAGUUCAAAGCCAGCCUCAGUGAAUUUAGCA